Messenger RNA from Propithecus coquereli (Coquerel's sifaka), 1488 nucleotides. It is a transcript of the gene CD59, whose product is annotated as CD59 molecule, complement regulatory protein. NCBI's taxonomy places the organism in Eukaryota, Metazoa, Chordata, Mammalia, Primates, Indriidae. The record is from RefSeq and is a predicted model, not a curated record. Bases 92 to 475 code for a protein of 127 amino acids. The transcript is spliced from 4 exons. Gene Ontology annotation, cellular component: plasma membrane. Gene Ontology annotation, biological process: negative regulation of activation of membrane attack complex. Gene Ontology annotation, molecular function: complement binding.
CUGGGAACCACCGGGCGCCGAGCGCAGGCCGAGGCGGUGCUAGGCUGGGAGCGCGGCGGCCGGGCGCUGUCAGAUUCUGUGGACAGGCACAAUGAGAAGCCAAGGAGGGUUCGUCCUGUUCGGGCUCCUGCUGGUGCUGGCUGUCCUCUGCCAUUCAGGUUAUAGCCUGCAGUGCUACAACUGUAUUAACCCAGUGCCUGAAUGCGCUACAGCCACCAAUUGUACACCUAAUUUUGAUGCAUGUCUCCGUACAAUAGCUGGGCCACGAAUAUAUCACCAGUGUUGGAAGUUUGAGGAUUGCAAUGUUGAACGCAUCUCAGCACUCUUAGGGGAACCUGAGCUACGGUACUACUGCUGCAAGAAGGACCUGUGCAACCAUGAGAAAGAUCAAAACGAUGGGACCACCUUAUCAGGGAAAACAGUUUUUCUGCUGGUGACCCCGUUUCUGGCAGCAGCCUGGAACUUUUAUCUCUAAAUCAACCCCAGGAGGGAUUCUAAACUACCCCCUUCACCACCACCUCCUUAUUCCCCAAUUCCUUGCUGCUGCGUAACCGAGGCUUUGUAUUUUCCAAUGCGAUCCUGUCGGGAAGGAAUAAAAUUAGCUCAAGCAUCUUGGUCAGAGAGAGAGGGACUCAGAGACUUUGAAGACCAGCCCUGUUUGCAGGGAAGCUGCACUUGCGGGAGAAGUUUAAGAGUGAAGCAGGCAUGACUUGAGCUAGGUUACAUGCUUUCUUCCUCUGCUCUUUGGAGGACCAGCUUUGCAGGUCAGCUUGUAUAGGUUCUCCAUGACCCUCGGGUAUUUCGCCUCUGGUUCCUUGGAUGUGUUAGAUAGUAUGAUUAGCAUUUGGGAGGGAUGGUGCCAGGGGGAUUCUUUUCAACAGUUCUCUCUCACAUGGAACCUUUCUUAAGCUUUAUGCCUCCUGUGUUACUAUGGCAGCACAACAGAUGUUCCAGAUGUGGGCUGUCAGGAGCAACAAGAUCAGAGCUAGAAGACGUCUGGCAGGGAAGGAAGGAAGCGUCCUAGAUGGCAGGGCAUGAAAACACAAGGUCUAUGGUUAGACAGGUAUCAGUAGCUGAAAUUUGAGUUUUCUUGUGUCUAAAUUUUGUAUGGGCUUUGUUAUCUUUCACUGGAAAAAUUUAAUAGCGUAAAUUAAUGGUAUGUUAAAGCUAUUCCCCUGCCUUUUUUUUGUUAGAUCCGUGGGAUAUCUUGGCUCUGACACACACAAUUAAAAAAUGUAUCUACAUAUGACUGGCAAUAUUAAGCGUGCUUAUCUUGAAUAUUACUGGUAGGAAGACUGCGUGUGUAUGUACAAUAUGAGUGCAAUGUGAACAAGCUUUGGGCUUGGAGUCUGAGACUCCCAGAUGGCAUCCUUAAUAGCACCAGAUCUGCAGGGAGGUGCUUUACCUGCCCACAGUCAGCCUAUCGACUCCCGGGUGACUCAGCACAGAUUGUAUAAAAUACGUCUGAAGGGCUACUAGCACAGUCAC